CGAUUUAACGCCAGCCAUAUUUAAUUUGAACCUUCCCACACGAUCUCCUCACUGCAUGUCACAUAAGUUCGCUCUGAACAGGUGAUGUAGCCUUUUUACUAUCGUUUUAGCACGGUGAACCAUUUGUGCCCAUAGUAUGAAUCGGAGGUGAUAAAACUCAAUAGUUAGCACGAGCAACAAAUCGCAAUCGUAAUUCAGCUUAGUUCCUGCUCUGAAAUGGUCAAUCGUCAAUCGCUUGUGCUGUACUGAAACUACGAUUGAUAUUUAGCGCCAUCGAUUUGCUUCAUAGUCCAAAGCCAGGACUGGAAAACUGAGGUUUCGCACAACCCACAAGUUAGAAAUGUUUGGUAGUUGAUUUUGAUAGGGGAAGACCUACCGAUUAACGCCAGGUCGUUUGUAAAGCCAAAUAUUAGUACAGGGUUUGAGUUAGGAGGAUGUUUUCGUGGGGAAAAAACACUGUUCAGUAUGGAAACGAGGGUGAUUUAUAAAACGUGGUUCCUUGGCCAUUUGACUAUGUUUUUUUUUUUAUUACUAGUCUUCUUACAUGUAUGUGAAGUCACGAAGUUUGCUUACUCUAUAAAACCAUGAAUCCUGUUACAUGACUGGUCAUGUGACUCUGAAUAUUAUUUAACAGAGCUCGAAAUUAAAAAAAAAAUCGCCUUUUGGCGACUAUUAAAGAAGAAGUGGUCGCCAAAUAUAAAAAUGCGGUCGCCAGAUAGUACAAGAACAGAAACUCAGAUUAGAGCCCCAUUUAAUUGACAUAGUUGUUCGGCUUCUGGAACUAAACACGUUGCGGUAGCUGCUGCAUGAGAUUCACGCUCCGAACAAACGUUUUUGAAAGGCUUCGAAACGCUUCUUGUUUGCAUACUAACAACGAUCUUGCAGCAAAUUACGAAACUCGCUCAGUAUAUUCUUCUCUUGUGAUAAAUAAUUCAUGACUUUCGGUGUAGACUCAUCUCACUUGAUCGAGAAAAUGGUGAAAGAAAGCACCUGCUUUGAAAGCCGGCUCUGCUACAGAAUGCUUUUAAAUUCAGCGGCCUUUCAACAAAAUAUUGCGCCCGCGAUCACAAUGUAGAAGCCAUUGUAAUGUCGCCUCGGAAGUCGCGAACUUAGAGCGAUUUCAAGUGUUAACUUAAAGGUAAACAGACUAAAUUUGCAUUUCCCUUUGCAGAAAAGCAGAAACGAGACUAAGGAAAUUGUUUCUCACCUUUAAUAUUUUAUUUAUCAGAGGAACAUAGUUGCCAAAGUGGCGAAUAAACUCGAAUUUUUAGUCGCCAAGUUAAAAGUGUUAGUUGCAUUGGCGACCGUAUCGGUCGCAAUUUCGAGCCCUAACAUACUAAAAAAAGUUAUAUGAAAGUACUUAUUACUACAGGUUAACUUUUAUUUACAAACAUUUGCCAAUCAUCUCAGGGGAAGAACAAACAUUUUUGUGUUAGAUAAGAUAAAUUUGCACCAAAUUCGUAUAUAUAAACUAGAAUUGCUCUCUUAAAAUAAAGUUUAAAUCGAUUUUGAAGAGUUAUCCUCUUGGCUAGAAAUCAAGGCUGGCUUACUGGGUUUUUGUGACCUUUUGACCAUGUUUUUUUAUGAGACAAAACUCCUUGUGUCACUACAGUUUUACUUUCGUAACUGAAUAUAUGAAAAUCAUUCAUGUGAACUGCAGAUAAAGAAGUGAAUAUGAAAGUGAUCCUUGAAGUAAUGACCACUUCUUGAGCAGCAGUGAAAAGAAGGCCUCAAAAAAAUUCAGGCUUGUACAGGAUUUGAACUCAUUACUUCUGCAGCAAAUUAUGGGUAUGCUCAAUUGGUAUUUGUUUUGGAAGGGCUGGUUUUGCUGACUCAGGCAAAAAUUUAGCAAAGCAUUUGCGCAAAGCAAAUUUGAUUGAUAAUCUUGUUUUUGCCUUCUGAUUGCUCUUUUGGUGAAGCUUGAAAAUAUCAGAAAGUUACAUUUACUUUCUGCAUCAACUGCCAUGCUUAAUAUCUAUUUCUUUGCUUUUUAAAGUUCUCCGUGCAUUACAUCUUGUGUUUAAACAGUAUUUUCCUAAACCAGUUAUGUAUUUACAUGUACUUAUUGACCAGACUUUUUCAGAGGAACACCAUUUUUCAGUGAACAACCUGAAUUUAUGACAUAGUCCUACCUCACUGAAAAAAUUUUGCAUGAAAGUGAAUGCUGCUGUUGGUCGAUUUUCACGCACUUCUAAUCGCUUUUAGCUACCUUGGACUUAACCCCAUCACAGGUAUAUUUCCUGUAGGCAACCUGCAUUUUAUCAUGUAUUCCGCAUGCACAUGGUAAAGUCCAGAUAGGCAACAACCAAAUGAGUAGCCCACUGCAUUCUUCUAAAAUGAAAGUUUGAAAUUUGGUUCUUUUUCCUUCGUUCAAUAAAUUUUGCUUGUCUGCAAAAUAUCUUCAGUUAGAGGCUAUUGGAGGUGAAAUAGAUUUUGGUUUGCUUUCCAAAGCAAAAUUAUGUGAUAGAAUAUUUUUGAGGCAAGAAACUGUAACUGUAAUAGGGGAGAUAGUGCAUUGGGUGACAAAACUAAUAAAUGGCUGUGAAGGAGACUACAGGAAGUGUGGCACAGGCCUUAUUUUUCACUACUACCUUAGUAGUGCACAUUACUGCGAGGAUCACUUUCAUUCAAGUCUUUAUCCGCAGUUCAAAUAUAUGACUUUCAUAUAUUCUCAACCGUUUAUUUCAUCACUUCACGGGUUUAUUUAGAACCAACAUCAUGACCAGCUCCCAGUUGGCUUGUUAGCUCAGUUGGUAGAGGGCUGCACCGGUAUCGCAGAGGUCAUGGGUUCAAAUCCCGUACAGGCCUGAAUUUUUUUCAGGCCUUAUUUUCACUACUACCUAAGUAGUGCACAUUACUGCGAGGAUCACUUUCAUUCCCGUCUUUAUCCGCAGUUCAAAUAUAUGACUUUCAUAUAUUCUCAACCAUUUAGUGACAAAAAGAUAAGGCAAGAAAUACUCAAAGUUGUUGCAUGCUCUGUUACCUCUCAUUCUAUGCUUUAAACACAGGCCUAGUAAUUUCAAAAGGUGGAUGGAGGCAUCCACAGGCAGACAAACCUGUUUGAAAUUCCCUUGGAUUUUAGAUGUUGAAAAGCGAUCUGUUUUGGAAAUUCCUUGUUUGGCAGAUAACUUGAUGUCUCAGCAGCUCUUCAAGUUCCCCUUCACUCGAAUGUGACAUAUUGUGACACUCUGAUAUCCUUUUAUGUCUACAAGUGACAUGCAACUUGUAUUUUGCACUUGUGAUUUUCAAGUUGGAUUUUUGUAAAAGUUUUCUUAAAUUUGAUACUUACCAUCUUUUACACUUGUAGUGAUACACCAGUAAUUACAAGUUGGACACUUGUAACCUGGACUUUUGACAAUGUUUAUUAAACUCGUUUUCGUCUAAACUUGUAAAUACAAUGGUCCAACUUGUAGAUUACAUGUGUAAAAUUUUUAUUAAACUCACUCCAGUGUAAAGAAGAUGCAAGGGGAUAAAAAUCUCAGUAGUCUCCCUGGACUUUCUCUGUGUGACUCUGAUAUUGAAGAUGAUAUUGAAGGUAAGAAUCUUAAUAAGUAUAUAAAUCAGUGUGCAUUCCUGGCUGAGUGGAAUUUGUUUUACCAAUUACUUUGUUGAUGUUCACAGAUAUUUUGGUGGCCUAUAACAAAAUAUUGACCUUUGGAUAACUCUACCCUACUACCCAUUACUAACCCAUACAAAUUCACAGGAAAUGAUCAUGAAAGAAAACCAUGUAUAGUUGAACCUGUAUUAAGCAGCACUGCAUUGAGUGGUCACCUUAUGUAAAGUGGUCGGUCGUUCAAAGUCAGGAUGAAUUUUUUCCCUUAAGUACUGUUGUUUUCACCUUAGUCGUGAUCACCCUUGACUGAGUCCCAGUGAGCAUUUGCAUCGUCCAUCAUCUGUAUUUAGGGAUCACAUAAAGCAGAACCACUCAAAUUAAACCAUUAAGAAUAAUCUCUCAAGUCUAAUUUAUUCCAUGUUAAUCUUCAAGCCAAAAUCAAUGUUGGUGCUUUGAUUUUAAAUCCUCAAAGCAUCACAGAUUACAGGUAUAUUUCUUCUUGAGACUGUAGAGACAAAAGUGCUCUUUUUCAUUAAGUUUUACCCCUAUUCUGUGGAACCUUAUUGGCCAACCUGUAUUAACCUUUUAUUUAAGAGUGACUAGCAUCUAAGUUUUCCACACAUUAUUACCCCUGAAUCAGUUAUAAAGGUCACAAAAAGGAAAGAAAUGAUCACCAACUAAAGAAGCUGUUGAUUGUUGAACAAAUUCUCCCUGUCAGCACCUAAGGAAAUGUUUAGAGAAUAGUAUGGAGAAUAUAGAUACUGAUUUUAGGAUGUUAAUCCCAGGAUUAAACAAAUUCUAUUGUACCUUACAGUACAACACAAAACAAGAGCACCAAUCCACCAUCUUGACUCUUAACCUUAUACCUAAGGAAGACUAAAGAAACUGAUGGAAUCAUCGAUUCCAAAAUAAAUUCAUCCUCAGAGAAAGGGUUGUGUCAAUUAAUUAUAACGUCUUAGAGUGUAGCCUUAAGUGCUUCUUGCUGUGUUGGCUAAAUUUAUAACUUGGUACAAUUUUUAGGUAGCACCCCACAACUUUCACAACAAGACCAACAGGUAUGUAUGUACAUGUAUAAAAGCUAACAAUUGUAGUAGUAGUUAAAUGGAAUAAUUUAAUGCAUUUUUGGACCACAUAAACAACGUCGGAAAAUCUGAGUGUGCAUUUUGGUAUUUUUAUAAACAAGAGAGUAACUUAAGACGUAAAACUCGUCAUGUAAAUUAAUCCAUUAAAAUCUAAUGAAAGUUAAUCUACUGAAUACCAAUUUUAAUAAAGAUAUAAAAGGAAGGGUAUUAGUCGCAGUGAAGUAUAUAAUUAUUGAAUGUAUAUAAUGAGGAUUGAUCUCUCAGGGAAGAUACCAUUUGUCUGAACAAAAGGCCUUGAGGAGAAGUGCAUUAAGUAGCAUUUAAUAAAAAGAUAGUAUUUUAUGCUCCUGAUUAGCUCUCUUCUUUUGUAAUGCAAAUGAUGCUCAUUUUGACCAAUACUAUGCAUGCUAGAUACAUGUACAUUGUAUCUUUUUUAAUGAAAAUGCUCUAGACUUUAUAUCCAGAUGAAUUUUCUCGGUUGGUAGUACACAAUGUAAAUCAUAUGAGAAAUACUAAAUUCAUUGAUAUCUCUGAUAAUUGGCCACAAUGUAUGUAAUGUAUAACUAUGUUUUUUUCCAACCUAGGCUUAUCUAUGGCCUCCUCAGCAGCCAACAGUAUCUACAAAUGAAGGCGAGUUGUGAUUAUGGUAUAUUUUGCUAAAGAGCCAAGCUCAAUUUCUAGAAAUAGAUUUUGUUAAUUAUCAUGUUUAACUCCCAUGUGACUCAGGAAACAACAGCUCUUUACUUUUAACUUGGCAAUUGAGUGGAAAGGUCUUGGUUUGUUUUUUUUUUUUUGGUGAUAAAAUUAGAAAUGUUAUGUGCACAUGAGAGAUACUUGUAGGGAGCUUGACUAGUAGUCCCCAGGCCUCUCUAUCAUAGAAUUUGAGGGUUUUAUUUGAAGCAAAAUACAUGCAUUUGCAUGUUAUGCUCUCUUCGAUUUUCUUGUCAGCUUUACGAUGCUUGUCUUUGAUACUUCUGGGUAAUGAGCACAUUUGUUUUGUUUGCUGCAUUAGACCCUUACAUAUAGCAAUAUGAAAAUAUGCAGGAAAUGUAUAUAUCUUUUUGUAUUCUCGUCAAAAAGAGACACUAAGAAAACAAAAGGUGCAUGUAUUUCAUGCGUCUAUUUUAUAUCGCAACGUUUUUGAAAACAGGUAUACAUACAUAUACAUAUACCUUCAUUACAAUGCACAUGCCGUAAGCUACAGGCCUCGCAUGAAAUUAUCACCUUAACAUUAUUUAGUUUCGCUGAUUCAAAUAAAAAUUGUGCAAAGCAUUUGCAUUAAGCAUAUUUGAUCGAUAAUCUUGUUUUUGCCCUGUGAUUGCUCUUUUGAGGAAGGUUCAAAAAGAACAGCAAGGUAAGUAUCCUUGCGACUGCAAUGUGAAACAUCUGUUUCUUUGCUUGUGAAAGUUCUCCUUGAAUUAUAUCUUCUGUUUAAAUGGUAUUUUCCCGCUCCAAUUACGUGCCUCUUUGGACUAGACUUUCUUACAUGAAAUGCCUUUUUUCUAGAUAACGACCUGAAUUUUUUACUGGGAUACCUGUGGUAGCCCAGUCAUAAAAUGCCUUUGUUUUUUUGUCGCCUUUUUUUUUUUCCUCCGCCACAAAAUGGAAAAAUUGUGCAAUAGUACCCAGUGGUCAUUGGGCCCUCAACACCAUGACAACUAACUGUGAUCCAAUGAGAUGUUCACAUGCUGAUCAUGCGUGUUAUCUUGAUGAUGAUUGACGUUGUCACGUACAGACAGGGCCGGGUCACAUGACGAAUCACGAGAUUUUUGCUUAUAAAACUCUUUGGUCAGUUGUUUUGUAUUUCAACGUAUUUGGAUUGCGAUCUCCUGGAGCAUUAUGGCGCAAACGCUCAAAAUACGUACAGACGCAUAUACAAGUCGUAUUAAUCGCGGCUAAUCCACACUGAAAGAUGUUAUUGAGCGGUAAUUUUGGAACGGAUUGAUUCGCGAACGCUUGAAAGCCAUGAAAGCCUUGAAUGCCUUGUAUGCUAAGUAUGCCAAUGUCUUAGUUGAAAAACGUUCACUUGUUGUAAAAAGCAAAAUCUGAAAUCUGAAACCAAACUGCAUAUACUCUAUGCAAUCUAUUGAACAACGCUACUACCGUGAGACUGAAGAACAUAACUAUAAUGGAUGCAAACUGCUUGUGAAGAAAGACGACAUGUUGGAUUCACUUGAUGGCAAGGAACGUAGCUACGAUAACAGUACGAAUGGUAUUAAUUUCACGAUCAGAAAGGUGAACCUUAUGUUUGUUUUCAUUGUAGUUGUAUGGAUAUUUUUUUUUUAAUAAAUACAUGAUCCAAAAUCCUGUUUUUUUUUGUGUAUAAUGUUAUUGUGUUAAGUAUUGUUUACACAAUAGACCUUUUUACAGUUCCCGGCGCCAUAUUGGAAAUGCAACCGCACACACGUGAGAACGGGGCUGGGGUUGACUCGUGUUAAAUCUCUGUGAGCGCCUUUGGUGAAAUUCUUACUUAGGCAGUAAAAUUGUUCGAUUUUUAAGGAAAAUGGAUGGUCCUAGCCGAAAUCUCGAUAAAGCUAAUCUUUCUCCCAAAAAGAAAGGAGAGUAGUGUGCCGCUUUUGGUUGUUCAAAUACAUUUUAUGGCCCUAAUGGUUUGCCUACGAGCUUUCACUUCUUCAAGUUUAUGCACGGAGGCAUGUAUUUUUGCUAAGUAUUUAUUGUUCUAUACUUAUCUUAUUCUUUGUGAAUUAUGGAUUAGGGUGACUAUUGUUGCAAAAUUAGUACAAAUUUUCAUUUAGGUACCCGAAUUGUUUUAAGUUCGUUAGAGUUUUUUUUCAUUGCGGCAGUAAGUCAAUAAGUUCAGUACUGCUCACCUGUUUACUACAUGGCUUGCCAAAAACACUCCUAGCAGAGAAACUCUUGGAAAGUAAUUGCUUUUAAUAAAAUAACCAAGACACUGUAUCUUCAGAGUUUUAACUUAUUAUGGCAGACCCAGAAAACUGACACAAAUUUGGUAGCAAUUGUGACAAAAGCAGCUUUCAAUAGCUGUUGUUUUUGUUUUUCAUGAUAGCAUAGUAAUCCACUAUGGAUGCCACAUGGAACUCUCACAAAAUAUUUUGUGUGCUUUAUGUUUCAAUCAAUUUGAUGCUUCAAUUGGAAAAAAGAAAAAGUGAGUUUCACCAAGUAAAAGAGUUUUCAACACAAAGAUGAACUGACACUAAAUUUUAUUCACAGAAUUGUCCUCAUAAUAAGUUUGAUAGAAGUCUCGCAAAAAAUAAUAUCUCAUACAGUUCGAUGGUCUGAAAGAUUCUCUUUCAAACAAAUCUUAUGGUAAUUGUAACAGUAUAAAAUGAAUAUCUUGAUUGGGAUAUAUUUCUCAAUAUUUUUAAGUAUCUCAAAAUUAUAUUAUCAUAACAUUGGUUAACACAAGGCAAUAAGAACUAGUGUAGCAAACCUUUGUGCCAGAAGGCCUCUGAGUGCUAAGAAUGGGAAUAUCAAUUCACUGAAUGUUUAUCACUGAUAGAAACUUUAAUGUGUGUGAAGGACUAGCAUUGUUGAGAUCAGUAGCUGAGAGGAAGCAAUUCUGCUCUCUUCCUUUAACCCUUAAAUACCCAAGAUCUGACUGUUAAUUCUUCCUUCUAGUUGCUACACAUUUACUUGUAAAUAAGUUAUGAGAAUUUGAUGUAAGAUCAAGAUAACUUCUGCCUGAUAAGUUUCAGUAUUAUCAUUAUCUGUUUGCCGGAUAGUGUUUGGAUAUUAUAGGGAGAAGUUACAUGAAUCAGUCACUUUUGGGAGUUUUUAAAUUGUCUAAUAUUUUGGUCUGAUUCUUUCAAUGCUGUCUUGCCACCUAAUAAAUUACCAUGAGUGCGAACUCAAAUGGUUUUCAAUGUAUCACGAGCAUAAGUUGUCCUGGGCCAGAUGGGUUUCAAAAUGUUAUGACAUCUGUUAGUUACAGUUUCCCUCAUGGGUUGACAGAAAGAAGGUUAUAAUCAAGUGGCUGUACAGGCUCUAUUGUAUAGUUUCCCAUAAGAUACAAUGUACAAAUGGCAAACUAAAAUACAUCUUGGUAAACAAAAUGGGAACAACUUUAACUGAAGAAUAUGGUACAACAACAAGUACCACAUCAACAACAGCAGCAAUAACAAAUCUCCUCUACCUAGAGGGCUACAGCCUUUGCCUCGCUUUCUAAGCCGUACUGAACAACUUCUGUGGUACUUCCUGUAAUGCGUUCCUCUCCACACGAUGUGGCGAUAUUCUCGUGAAACAACAAGGUAAUCGUAAAGCUGAAUGAAAUUAAUCUCAGGUAAAUUACGGAGAUCGCUCGACCAUCCAAGGGCUGAAAUCCUUACCAUAGUUGCUUCGUAUUUGAAGUCGCUCUGGUUUUGUUCUAGGUCCUGGACAUCUGUAAGAAGUUCUCGGUUUUCUCCACUACUUGAUGGAAGGACGUGUCACAUCAGCAAAGCAUAAACUUUCGACACUAAGUCGACUCUAAUUCCGCCCGUCGAUUUUGAAUUAGAUUUUAAAUCUCCCUGAGAUCUUUUGCUUCGAGUUUCUGGAUGUCAUCUAAUGACGAAAUUUCCAUAUUAUUGUAUUAAAGAACCAUUUUGAAGGGAGAAAUCGCAUUGAAAGUGCAUUAGAACGUGAAAUGUCAGCAGAUCAGCUGUAUGAAAGAACCGCCGGGUCAACCCCAGCCUCGUUAUCGUGUGUGCGCGGUUACUAAUCCAAUAUGGCGCCGGGGACUGUAAAAAUGUCUAUUGUCUUGUCACAGGUGGCCCAAGCUCACCUCUCGAAAAAGAGCCAACGAUUAAUUCAUGAACGCGUCACGCGUUGUGUGACUCGGUGUUAAGUUAUGCGAGGAACCGUUGAAAAUUUGAACAGUUAUAGGGAAUAGUAUAGGGAACGAAAUAUGGUCGAUUUACAACGAUGAAUAUUUCGAAAUAUGAACAUUUUUCUCGUAAAAUCAAUAAAACCUACUCAUACCCUGUGUAACCGUUGUAGUUUCUGGCGAUUUCUGCCGUUUUAAGCGUGCUUUACCAUCACUGUUAUUCACGUCAUCUACUUUUAUUACGUUGGUAAAAUCUGUACAGACAUCACACCAACCAACUCGCGCGCAAAGUAAGAAGACUAUAUUGAAGGCUUGAAAUUAUAUUACGAUCGAUUUUCAUCAAGAAAUGGGGCAGGAAUAUUCCACAAUAGUGCAAAUAAUCGUGAAGGCUGAUCGCGGAAAAGCGACUGCGUGACGCUCGGUAAGCUGUAAGAUGACAUGUUAUUAUAUACCAGACGUAAAAACUCUACAGAUUCUCAGUCUGCAUUUUGUACCCACUUUGCAGUCUGCAGUCUAAAUUUUGUAUUCGUUCUGCAGUCUGCUGUCUGCAUCUUGUACUAACAGGUAUCCGAGGCACCAAUACAGUUUAUUUUUUGUUACAUUUAUUCGCAAAACACACAUAAUCUACCACAAAAUACCUGUGAGUGAGGUAAUUCGACAUUUUCGUUCUUUUCCGCGUUAAUACUCUUCUUUCCUUUAGUAAGAAUGUAGACCACUUACAAUGUUUCAAGUAAUCCACCCACCCUACAAAAAAUAACUCUUGUAUGCAUAGCAUGCCUAUGUUUUGAAAUAGGUGUAUGCCCCUGGCCAGACUUGAGCUCACUAUUUCAGUAUACUAGUCCGACACCCGUAGAAUCACUACACUUGAUUCCAAGGAUCCAGUACCAUCCAGGUAUCCCAGUUACCCUGCUCACAGGGUCUAGUUUUAGUUAAAUUGGAAGGUUCGUUUGCUAUCCAAGGAAUGAUAUUUUCAUUGGUACCUUUUAAAACUAAAUGCUCUUUUUCUCUCACAAAAAUGCAAACAUCAGUUACUUAGUUUCCCGCUUUAAUCUUGCCCUCCGAAAAAAUAACUCUUACAUGUGUCGCAUGCCUAUUUUUUUACGAAGCGCGCAGGUAACAAAAUUUUAUAAACAUAAUGACCAGCUCCCUCUUGGCUUGUUAGCUCAGUUGGUAGAGCGCUGCACCGGUAUCGCAGAGGUCAUGGUUUCAAAUCCGUACGGGCCUUAAUUUUUAUCAGGCCUUAUUUCAAGUACUAGUUCAGUAGUAUUCAUAACUGCGAGGAUCGUUUCUAUAUUUGUUUAUUCAGCCGUGGUGCACACAUAUGAUUUUCGUAUGUUUACAGCCAUUAGAUGGAAACAUAUUACCUACACUUUUUUCCAGUUUCAUUUAAUAGCAUAGCGGUUUCAUUGAGAUACUUUACGUGUAAUAUCUGAACAGAAAAAGACGGGGAGAAAAUCGAGUUAUAACUAGAAAAAUGCGAUGAAAGGGGAGUACUCCUUUGUAUCGUCCAUCGUGAAACAUUGGAACUGAUGCUUCCCACCUGAGAUCAUGAGAAUGACCAUAAUAGACAAUGAAUAAUUACAUUUGUGAGUUAAAUGGAUGUGCCUUAGGCUGCAUUUUAUGGCACACGAAUUCACAUACCAUGAAAGUUAAUGUAGUGGUGAUGGUACGGUAUGACUUAGUGAACAGUCACCAAUAAAAGCCACAACCUGCCAUUGAUUAAUCUUACACCUGAAGAGGGCCAAAGAAACUGAUCGAAACUUCCAAUUAAAAAACAAUUUUAACCUCGAAUCAACUGCGAUGAGCAGAAAGAAAAACAAUUGUUGAUGGGAGGUCAAAGAUACUUUUCAAAAUAUUUGUUUAUUAAAACUGUUUCCGAGAACUACUCCUUGGCCCACACUUAGACCACUCUUUACCGCAUGAUCAUAUUACCCGCCAGUGUAAUUAAAAACAGAAUGAGAGUCGGGUACUGUGGAGACAAUGAUUCAGUAUGGGCACAUUUUUCUUCAGUAAUCAUGAUGAUUAUACUUCCUUUUUGCAGAAGAUAUGGUUAAGAGUCUCCGCCAAAUUUGCAACGAUAUUGAAAGAAUGAAAAAAGAUAUUUCGCAUGUGGCAGACUUAGUGCGAUGUACACACGAUACGGUUUGUCAGUUGCAGGAAGUUAUCGAAAAGGAUUCGCAAAAGCAGCAGAAUAUUAGGACUGAGAGUGCUACCGGAAGGAAGCGCAGCGAGGAGAAACAGAAGGUGGACCCCCUCUGUCGUGUAAGUCACCUGUCAAAAAGUAGUCUCCAGUCCGCUUAUACUGAGGAAAAAAUUAAGAGAAACAAUUUUCUAGACCAGAAGUUUUCACUUAUCUAACACAGAGAUGUGCUUUUAUUUUCAAUUCAGGAUACUUUUCGAAAGAUGUACAAAAUUCUUAAAAAGAAAGGUAACUUUCAAGGAUUUAACUUCAAAAGAAGGUAAAUUUACUUAUCAUUUUGGAGAAUCUGUCUAUGAAGGUUUACGGGAAAAGACAUAAGUAUUUAUUCAUUUGAUGUAUCUGCAUAAUAACUAUAAACUCUAAAGCAGCUGCAGAUGUCUGAAUCGAGGUUAAAGUCUAGAAUGACUUAAUUUGUUGCAAAUCAGGUUAAGACCAAGAAAAUAAUGCAGUGGUGUUUUUUUACUUUCCAAUGGAAGCGUUGACUCGGCUGAAAACGAGGAGGUUUUCAAGAAAGUGAAAGAAAAAAUGUCUGGUAACAGUGGCUCCCGUAAGUGGACAGAUGAACAGAUAAAGGGUAAGUUGGUCGUAAUUCUUUCUCUUUACCUAUCGUUUUGCCUUUUUCAUCUUCUUAUUGACUUAAGUUUUUUCUAAGUUGUGGAUCUGUUUAUGGCUGAUUUCGUGUACACGUAUAUCGUAAUGUUAUGAGCACCCACAUCGUCAACCGAUUUUCCUCUUAACGUUCUUGAUUUUGUCGCGUGUCACUGUUGCCGCCUUACUUCUUCGCGAAAACUCAUAUCAUAAAAAAUAUCAUGCAAAAACUUAUGAACUCACAUUUGCACCCUUACCCCAUCAGCCCAUAGGUGCUUCUUCAGUUCUUAGGCUUGCCGAAAAUGUGAAACCAACCUAGUAUUUUUUCACUUACAGUUGUUAGUCGAAGAUAUUUCUUGUCUUUGUACGAAACAGACAAGAAAAAAUCUGACAAUAAGUACAACGAACACAAGACAAAUAGUCGACGCCAGAACAGGAAAAAACAGGUUUGUGCGCGUGUGGGUGGGUAUGUGUGCAUGUGCGUGGGUUGUGUGUGCGUGGGUGCGUGUGCGUGUGUGUGGGAGGAGGGGGUCGGUAACAUGGGGAAUUAAGAAAACCUUAUUCGAUUAUAAAUAAAUUUGCCAAACAUUUGCAGUAAUACUAACCUCCAGAGGUAAUCCUCUCAUGUAAAUGAUUAGGUUGCCAUGAUAACUGGUGGAGGUGUCAGGAAAGCUUGAGUACUGAAAUUAUAUGACCUUAGAAUUUUUGGGCCUUGUUUCAUUACUUUUGUUAUAUAAUUUUGUUACUUCGUUACAGAAAUUGAAGAGAAGAACAGAAGCAAUGGAUAAGAUUGAUUGGGGUAGACGUGAAAAAGGAAAGGUAGCUGAGGUGCUCACUGAGGAAUACAUGUCAUCAGAAGUGUCGGAAUCAGGAGAGGAGUCGCUAUCGGGUGAUGAAGGGUGCUCUAAAGAAAAGAAGUUGUAUAUCAAAACAGUUCCGUGGGAGAGCGAAGAACUCAAAACAUUAAAAAGCAAACUUGAUAAAGAGUACGCCAGCCGUCAGACUUCUCGCGCUCGACGUCGCGAAUUUCAAAGAGAUAGGCGUCCUGAAGACGUUUCUUCACGUUCAAAACCUAAAAACGGUCCAUCAUGGGCUUUCAGGAAGGACGAUGGGCAGUGACGUCGACAAAUAAAACCCGGAUUGGAAGGCUGAACUUUAUCUAGUAUCGAGGACACUUUUGAUGUGUGCGAAAUUAUACGUUUCGUACGUAUUUUAUGAUAGAGAUUGCGUCGCUUUGUAUCAAAUCGAAGUUGUGCAUUUUUCAAUUGAUGUUUUAGCCUUUUUUGAUAAAUGAAAGCUUCGUAGUUUUCAAUAGAUGUUUUAGUAUUUUAAUGAUAAAUGGAAGCCACGCAUUUUUAUAGAUGUUUUAGUAUUUUAAGAUGAUAAAUUGAAACUUCGCAUUUUCAGUAAACGUCUAAGGUUAAGUAAGGAUUUAUGUAGGCUUUCAGUAGGAUUCACUCGGAUGAAAUCAUGUCUGCACUUCCAUUAAACGAUAACAUAGCACAUGGCACAAAGUAUAUGUGUCAAUCAUCCUACAAUGCCAUAGUAUUUUUAUGAUCAAUGGAAGCUACUCAUUUUUCUAUAGAUGUUUUAUUAUUUUAUGAUAAAUGUAAGCGACGCAUCUUUCAAAGGAUAUGUUAAUAUUUUUUGAGUCAUUUAAAAAAAAAAAGAACUCUAUGUUAGCGCAUAGAGUGGUAUGUUGCUCGCACCAAUCAGAUAGCGGUAUUAGGGUAUGUCUUUCGCACCAAUCAGAUUAUCGUAUUUUGACAACUCGCACUAAUCAGAGUCUUCAAAUUUCAACGAAUUAACGCGCAAUUCGGAGAGAGCGAUCACCAUUUAGAUUGAGAAAUACAAGGCUUUUCUGUGUUUUUAACGCGUAUUUUACCGCGCUUUUUAGGAAUUAUGCGAUAUUGCUGGACAGAUAAAAGACAUCAGAUUAUCAAGAGUAAACGUAUUACUCAUGCUGUGAAAAUGCUAACUUACAUACCAUAGAACUUUCCAGAACAUUUCAUCAAGUCACGCUCUUAUUACGUAAUACUACUAAAAUAGCUCUUAUGUAAGCUUCUGGAAUGUUCUAGAACAUUUUGUGAAAAUAUGUUAAGACUUACUUAUGUAGUAGUAGUAGUGAUAGUUGUUGUUGUCGGAGCGACAACUGUUUUGAAGGCCAUACUGAGAGAGUUACUGCGGAAGAUUCUCAUUUCAAGGAACUUUGGAGACAGUAGUGAGAUUGUGUCAGUGGUGAGGUGGGAGAUAGACUGGUGGACUUAAUUAAGUUUAUUAACGAUAAUUGUUGUACUGCUUUAAGGAGUCGCUCCUUGUUAAGAACACUGCUCGUUGUUUAAUAAAGUGGUUAAGUUUGUGG
This is a messenger RNA of Pocillopora meandrina, 14568 nucleotides long. The record is from the annotation of a GenBank genome assembly. NCBI's taxonomy places the organism in Eukaryota, Metazoa, Cnidaria, Anthozoa, Scleractinia, Pocilloporidae.